This is a messenger RNA of Cajanus cajan (pigeon pea), 1736 nucleotides long. RefSeq names its product ammonium transporter 2. NCBI's taxonomy places the organism in Eukaryota, Viridiplantae, Streptophyta, Magnoliopsida, Fabales, Fabaceae. The record is from RefSeq and is a predicted model, not a curated record. Gene Ontology annotation, biological process: ammonium transmembrane transport. Gene Ontology annotation, cellular component: plasma membrane. Gene Ontology annotation, molecular function: ammonium channel activity.
AUGGCGAGUGGCACAGCGUACCAAGAACACCUUCCAGCAUCACCGGAGUGGCUGAACAAAGGCGACAACGCGUGGCAGCUAACAGCGGCGACUCUGGUGGGCCUGCAGAGCAUGCCGGGCCUGGUGAUCCUGUACGCGAGCAUAGUAAAGAAGAAAUGGGCCGUGAACUCGGCCUUCAUGGCCCUGUACGCCUUCGCCGCAGUGCUCAUAUGCUGGGUCCUGCUGUGUUACCGCAUGGCCUUCGGCGACGAGCUCCUCCCGUUCUGGGGCAAGGGUGCGCCCGCACUGGGCCAGAAGUUUCUCAUAAACCAGGCCCGGGUGCCCGAAAGCACGCACUUCCACAAGAAUGGGACCCUGGAAAGCCCAACUUCGGAGCCCUUGUUCGCGAUGGCUUCGCUUGUGUACUUUCAGUUUACUUUCGCUGCUAUUACGAUGAUUCUGUUGGCGGGGUCGGUUCUUGGGAGAAUGAACAUCAAGGCGUGGAUGGCGUUUGUGCCGCUUUGGCUUGUUUUUUCGUACACUGUUGGGGCCUUUAGUCUUUGGGGUGGUGGCUUUCUCUACCAUUGGGGUGUCAUUGAUUACUCUGGUGGUUACGUUAUUCAUCUUUCAUCUGGUGUUGCUGGUUUCACCGCUGCUUACUGGGUUGGGCCAAGGUUGAAGAGUGACAGGGAGAGGUUCCCACCGAACAACGUGCUGCUAAUGCUAGCGGGUGCGGGGUUGCUGUGGAUGGGGUGGUCAGGGUUCAACGGAGGAGCACCGUAUGCAGCGAACAUAGACUCUUCGAUCGCAGUGCUCAACACUAACAUUUGUGCCGCCACUAGCCUCCUUGUCUGGACCUCUCUCGAUGUCAUCUUCUUCUCCAAGCCUUCUGUCGUUGGAGCUGUUCAGGGCAUGAUGACUGGCCUCGUUUGCAUCACCCCAGGAGCAGGGCUUGUGCAAUCUUGGGCGGCUAUAGUGAUGGGAGUACUAUCAGGUAGCAUUCCAUGGGUCACCAUGAUGAUCCUUCACAAGAAGUCAAGCCUUCUACAGAAGGUAGAUGACACCCUAGGAGUGUUUCACACACAUGCUGUGGCUGGUCUUUUGGGUGGUCUCCUCACUGGUCUCUUAGCAGAACCUCAGCUUUGUAAACUCUUAUUGCCUGUGACCAACUCAAGGGGUGCCUUCUAUGGUGGUGAUGGUGGUGUUCAGUUUUUGAAGCAAAUAGUGGGAGCACUUUUCAUUGCUGGAUGGAACUUGGUCUCCACCACACUCAUUCUUCUGGCCAUACAGCUCUUCAUACCCUUGAGGAUGCCCGACGAGCAGCUCGAGAUCGGUGACGACGCCGUCCACGGCGAAGAAGCUUAUGCCCUCUGGGGUGAUGGCGAAAAAUAUGACCCUACAAGGCAUGGAUCUUUAAGAGUCGAUAAAGCUGCAGCAUCACCUUAUGUUAAUGGAGCUAGGGGUUUGACCAUUGAUUUAUGAGUCAUCAUGUAGAUUAAGUGUGUUGGAUUUUCCGUUAGAAACUUGGUUUAGUGCUUUGGAAAUUGUGUUUUUCCGUUUGCAUUGUUGCAAAUUGGUUUCCAAGCGUAACCAUGAUUGUGUAUAUUAGAUUCUAUUGAGUGGAGUUAGACUUUAACUCUUGACUUCAUUAAAAUACAAAUGCAAUGCUCGUGCAUGUGUAAGUUUGAUAUUAUGUAGCUGUGAGAUUAUUAUAUCGUCCGUAUAUGUUGAGCUUUGAUAUAUUUCGCAGCUUAAAA